AUGGGCCUCAAGCGUAAUUAUUGGAAUGCGGACGAGUGCGGGAGCUUCUCAGCGCUCCACCAUGCGUCACGCCACGGACUCAAGCGGGUGAUUAAUUGGGUACUUGAAAGUGGCAUUUACAGCGUUAACGAACUAACACGGAUGGGCACUACGCCUGUAAUCCAUGCCGCCGCGGACGGGCACGUGUUGACGACCCGAGGACUGCUAGCACGCGGCGCUAAUCCACACCUUCGUAACUGGUAUGGUGAAGCGUUGCACUGCGCUAUCGAGUCGAACAAUGCGGCCCCAGUGCGCGAGCUUGUCCGCUGGGGAAUGGAUCCCGAAGGUGGCGUCGGGCAAGACGGGCGCACCUAUCUUUCAUGCGCGAUGGACGAGGACGCGGCCGAGGCGUUUGCGGCGCUAGUCGACCUUGGCGCCGAAAUUGUGUUACACAGUGCGCGCGGGCCACACAGCCACAUGUUUUUCACUGCAGUACUUUAUAGCUGCGAUGAGAUCGUCGCACUGAUGCUGGAGCGGGGAUGGGCCGACAUUGGAAUGAGAGAUCCCGUGGGGCUCACAGCAGUGCACUAUGCCGCUGCGUCCGGGAAUUGGAAAACUGUAAUUAAUCUCCUUGAGGCUGGGGCCGAUAUCGAUGCGAUGGAUGAAGGCCAAACGGCUCUAGAUUGUGUGGAGCUGGAAGGCAACAAGACUAUGGCGAGAUUGUUGCUAGACUUGGGGGCCACACCUUCGGGUCGAACACAGAGGUGA
Messenger RNA from Penicillium soppii, 747 nucleotides. Its product is annotated as ankyrin repeat domain-containing protein. The coding region runs from base 1 to 747 and encodes 248 amino acids. Gene Ontology annotation, cellular component: cytoplasm; nucleus. The record is from RefSeq and is a predicted model, not a curated record. Lineage: Eukaryota; Fungi; Ascomycota; Eurotiomycetes; Eurotiales; Aspergillaceae. The transcript has a single exon. Gene Ontology annotation, molecular function: protein binding.